This is a messenger RNA of Siniperca chuatsi (mandarin fish), 1645 nucleotides long. RefSeq names its product proline-rich protein HaeIII subfamily 1-like. The coding region runs from base 510 to 1088 and encodes 192 amino acids. The record is from RefSeq and is a predicted model, not a curated record. NCBI's taxonomy places the organism in Eukaryota, Metazoa, Chordata, Actinopteri, Centrarchiformes, Sinipercidae. The transcript has 4 exons.
AGCAGGAAGUUGCUAGAAGCACGAGGAGCAGCACAUUUGAAUUUAACAGCUUAACGGACACACAGGAAUAUUUUUGUUUCGCAUCCUCGAUGUCAAGGAAAUAUGACAACAUCAUCCCUGUUCACCGAGGUUUGUCUGCACCUCCUCUAUAACGCAAGAUAUACCAGGCCUGUAAUCACCCACACCUGCUCCCAGUUACACUCCUGCUCUCCAUUAGCCCCAAUCACAGCCAGUACAUAAGCACACCACUCACCUCAGUAUGUGUCCAACCAUGUUCAUAUGUUGGACUCUACAUGCCAUUCAGCAAUCUAACUCCAGCACCUACUUUACCCCAGCGAUCUUCCUCCUCCAGCGACCUUCAUCCCCGUCCUCAACACUUCACUCUCAUCAUACCCGCUCUCUCUCUGGUUGUACUUCAAUAAAGAGCAUUCUUGGUCAACCCGGUGUCCCCUUCACCAGCUGCCUCUUUCAGUCCCUGCUGGAUCGCAGCAGCCAUCACUUCCUGCGGGAUGGCGGCAGCUCCUCUAUGUCCCGCCGCCGCCGGCCCCCAGCUCUGUGGCCCAGCCGCUGCCGGCCCCCAGCUCCGAGGCCCAGCCACCACCAGCCUCCAGUUCCGAUGUCCUGUCACCGUCUCACCCCAGCCUUCACCAUCACCGCCGGCCUCCAGAGGGUCUCAGCCAUCGCCGCCGCCCGCCCAAGGUGACCAGCCUUCGCCGUCGCCUCCAGAGGGUCCCAGCCUUCGCCGUCAUCGCCUGCCUCCAGAGGGUCUCAGCCUUCGCCGUCCGCCCGAGGUCCCCAGCUCCACCUGGGUCCAAGCUCCUGGUCGUCCAUCCGAGGCCUCCCAUCUCCACACCUGCCCAGGCUCCGACCUGUCACCUGGAUCAGCCCGCUCCCCGUGGUGGGGGACGGCCACCACGUCAAGGGGGGGCGGGUUCAGCCCUCAGGAGAUCUUGGUCAACCCGGUGUUCCCUGCCAGUCUGUACCGUAAUAGCUUCUUUAAUGUUACAAGAAACACAGACACUGAGAGCAGCAGUUCCAUGGAGCAAUGUGUGAUGUGGCGUCAUGUCGAGGGUUGGUGCAGAGCCUGACCCAGUGGACACCGGAUGUCCUGACGGGGGGAAAAAAGAGGUCUUCAGUGGAAUGGGGAGCAUUGUGCUCGCUUUCUUUUGGACUCUUUAUUUAUUUGGACGCUUAUUUGGAUGCUACUCAUCAGACCUCAAAUGCACAUGAAAUCCUGCAGAAGACUUUCCUCGAUCUGGAUGGGACAAUUCCUGAAAAACAAGCAGCUGGUGGGAGGGAGUUUGAAAAAGACUGAAAAUCAUGCAAGUUUUUCAGUUCACAAAAUGUUCGUAUCAAACUGUUAACAUAAGCCAUCACAUUAAUAAGCAAACAAUGCACCAACUACACACUGAUGGUAUGAAUAAAAAACACAUCUGGCUUUUGCUUUCUCUGUGCACAAGCUAUGUCAGUUUGAGGUCAUACUUUUGUCAUAGUUCUGUAAACAUACAGGGAUCCAAACUUCAAGUACUGGUGUUUAUUUACACAUAUCAAAACAAAACAAGUGUUUUUUUCCAAGACAAAACACAAAAUAGUAAUUUCACUGAGAAAAACAUGCAUUUCACUGGAUUUUGACUCUUUAUACUUG